Molecule: messenger RNA, 369 nt
Organism: Rotaria sp. Silwood1
Lineage: Eukaryota; Metazoa; Rotifera; Eurotatoria; Philodinida; Philodinidae
Source: the annotation of a GenBank genome assembly
AUGACUGUACCUGAUUUGAUAAUCGACUUGGGAUUGCCACUUCCUAUUGUCGAUCAUCCAACAUUCUUACGCGCGAUGAACACCAUUUAUCCAAGAUUUACUGUUUUGUCUCGACGUACACUUUGUCGUGAAAUACUACCAUCUGUUCUUGAACAAGUCAUGAUCAAACCUCAGGAUGACGAAGACGAACAUUAUGAUGAAUCAGAGGCACUCGAGUAUAAAAAAAACAACAUGAAUGAUCAAGAAGAACGUCUUCGUAUACCAUGCUUCUCCCAUACUCUACAACUUACGGUUGGUGAUGGUUUGAAAGAGUGUGAAAAUGCAAAACCAGCUCUUGCUAAAGUUGCAGCAAUUGCGAAACUUAGGUAA